AUGCGCCACCUCGAGCGCUGCCCAUCCUCAGAUCCCAUCACCUCGAUCAGUCUUGUCAAGACCCAGAAGCUCGCGCGAGACCGAUAUCGAGCCUUGAGCUGGAGCCUAUUCCAAGUACCGUCUUCCGACAGUUCUAUUCGCGUGGAUACUCGCGAUGAUACGCCCACACACGCCUUGCCGAACGAGAACGAUGGAUUCACUGUCGUGCGCCAGUAUUUGUACGAUGUGCUCACUCGCACAGGAUGGGGUAUAGGCCAUGAGUGCUCUGCAGCAAUAAUGGCAACGGUGGAAGGUUGGUAUGGGCAUGGAGGGUAUUUCAAGGCCCAAUGUGCAGCAGAAGAUGGAUUGUUGGACCUUUGUCCCAUCAAAGGAAAAGAUGGCGAAGGAAACGAAAUAUACUUCGAGAAUCGACUGAGAGACAAGAUCAGGGAAUGUGUCCGACACGAAAGCAGCAUGCUGUUGCAUCGUGAGGUUGUGCUGGACGACGCGAUGUCUGAAGCAGAUACAUGCGCGGGCGAUAACACCCCUGAUAUCAGUGUACAGGAACGGGGUUACCAGGAUUACGAUGGAAAGAAAAACACAUGCCCGGUGGCCCGACCGUCAAUCGAACUCAACGAGGAUGCAAUGACCAUUGGUCCCCAUGAAGAUCAGGAUUACGACCCCGACCCUUCAGCACCUUAUGUACACCACAGCGGCAGCGCAAGGUUUUCGGGAGCUGUCGGAUCAAAGACACGGACCAGCAAAGAACUCGUAUCAUCCGAUCCUGAGCCCAGAGUAAAUGCGCCUUCCGAGAUCACGCAUAAACUCACAUUCGAGGUUCCUGCACCAGAGGAGGGGCGAUCGAAGAAGAGGAAAGAACGGCCGCAUGCAAGCUCAAGAGCCAUGGACGAGCUGGUUGCAGGAUGCAAGUCAUCCAUUAGCCUUGCAGUCUACCGUCACGCAAACGCAACAACACCAGACUUGAAGUCUCAAUACCCAACGAAAAUAGAGCUACCUGACGCAUAUAAGCACGCACGAUGUGGCGCUGUCCUACCCGCCGAGAAGCCCAUGCCUGUCGCACGUCAGAAAAACUACAGAAAAAGUGCAAAGGCCAUCGAACGCCGGUUACAGAUGACCCACAACACAGCUUGCUCCGUCAGGAGCAUACGCUACGAGACACUGCCACAAAGUCAACCGCCUGCAAUAAAAGGUCAGCACCUCGUUGUUGAAGCUACGGAGGUGGCGAAGAGAGCGAUCGCCCUGAAGCUCAGUGUUGAUGAGGCAAGGUACUUGAACCAUCAUGAUCGCAGGAAAGGGAACAUCUUGUCAAGGAUGCUUGCGAGAGUGGGUGGAAAAAAUGGGUGAAUGUCUGGCUUUAGAGGAAAGAGCCAGAGUACAGCGUAACACAGUACCAUUUCGUUUGUCAUAGCUAUGAGUGUAGAGACAUUAGGAACAUCAGUAACCAGAAACCCAAAAGAGUGGC
Molecule: messenger RNA, 1462 nt
Organism: Alternaria rosae
Lineage: Eukaryota; Fungi; Ascomycota; Dothideomycetes; Pleosporales; Pleosporaceae
Exons: 1
Coding region: 1-1344 (447 amino acids)
Source: RefSeq, a predicted model, not a curated record